AGGCUUGAAGCCCCGUCUCAGAAACUCUCGCUCACAUCAACCCACCCACUUUUUUCUCAUCCACCUCAUUUUCCCUCGGCUCCAACUUGCCAUCUUCCACUCUACUCGUCCCGCCCACCUUCCUUCAGCUCACAUCUUCCCAUUCCAUCUGCAACUCGAUCAUCAAAAUGCCGACCCGCUUCAACAACAACAAAGGCCUCGCGUUGCAAAUCCUCAAGCUCAACGGUCAGCUCGGUAUCCACUUUACGUCCAACGACAACAGCCCCGCCGCCGAUUACACCUUCCAAGAUUCGGAGCUUGAGGACACCGGCGAGAUGAAAGCAGCCCGCCAGAUUGCGUUCGGCCUGUCUCUCCGGUCCCAGGGCCUGGAACUAUAUCUCGAGGAGGCCAACGGCAUUGUUGACUUGAAAUUCGAAGGUGCUAGUGGCGGUUUGCUGUCCGUUGAGCAUGAUGGAAGAGCAUAUGAACAGGGCUUGGAGGCAGUCCAGACAGGCGUCGACUAUAUGGGUUUUGCGCGGGUCAAACAGGAGCCGAAGACUACCCCGGCGGCCGGCAUUACGGAGCCAUCUGACGAUCCUUCCCCGGCUGGCACUCUCGAGGUCUUCACCUCCUUCAACGAGCCCGCCACAGCAUCCACUUCCAACGAAAGCAAAGAGGUCGCCUGCCCAGGUGCUCCCUACCAUGCAUACAAGCACAUCUACCUCGAAGGAUACCGCACGGGCCCUGGCUCCGACUACAACGAAGAAGGCCGUCUGCAUAUCGACCUCUCCCGCCACAAGUUGAUCUGGGAGUCAUGUGACGAGUACGAGGGCGGGACCCGGAUCACGCUUGAAUGCUUCGACCUGCCUGCCUGCGCUGUGGAGAAUCUUCCCCUAAAGAACGCGCACUUCUUCGGUGAUCAUUCUCUAAAGCUGUGCUACGGCGACGGAAGGGCUGAGGUCGCGUUCGCUAUGGACUACUGCGAGAAGGAGUGCAAGGUCUUCGGCAACAAUGUUGGAACGGGCAACGCGAGGUUCUACUUCACCGCUGAGGAUAAGAUCCAGGUCGUGCUGGACGCAGUUCAGGAGUGCCUGGAGGUUAAGAGCGAGGAGGCUAGUUGCCAGAUGGUGUCUUCGAAGUGAUCGUCCUAACUCUCUAGCUUUCAGCUCUGGACUCUUCAAAAGCUUCAUAGCCGUACAAAAGCGGGUUUGGAGUUCGGUUCCUUCAGACCUCAGGGAUCUCUCACUGGGUUCUCCUUCUGGGCGUUUACAUCGCUCGGCGGCGGAAUGGUUCCAUUAGCUAUCUUUCUGCUCCUUUCUCUGAGGAAGCAGGUGGUCGCAUGAGCUCGUCGUCUUGUUUCUCUCUCUUAGCUUCCGCUGGUCUUGCAACAAGUGAG
Trematosphaeria pertusa is the source of this 1375-nucleotide messenger RNA. RefSeq lists its product as uncharacterized. The record is from RefSeq and is a predicted model, not a curated record. Lineage: Eukaryota; Fungi; Ascomycota; Dothideomycetes; Pleosporales; Trematosphaeriaceae. The coding region runs from base 168 to 1121 and encodes 317 amino acids. The transcript has 4 exons.